Messenger RNA from Miscanthus lutarioriparius, 960 nucleotides. The record is from the annotation of a GenBank genome assembly. Lineage: Eukaryota; Viridiplantae; Streptophyta; Magnoliopsida; Poales; Poaceae.
AUGGCUGUGGCUAAUGGAGUAGUAGCCCGUGCAUCAACAAAGGAACCCUUGUUUUCCUUUGGUGUCAUAGCUGAUGUUCAGUAUGCUGAUAUCCCAGAUGGCCGCUCGUUCCUCGGCGUCCCACGAUACUACCGCCACAGCAUUAGCGUCCUCCAAAGUGCUGUCGACAGGUGGAACGAACAAGGCAACAUCAAGUUCUCGAUCAAUUUUGGCGACAUCAUUGAUGGCUACUGCCCGAAGGACAAAUCGUUGUGGGCGGUGCAGAAGGUCCUUGAUGAAUUCGACAAGUUUGAUGGCCCAACAUAUCACAUGAUUGGCAACCAUUGCCUGUACAACCUUCCGCGCAGCCAGUUGGUGUCUCUGCUUAAGAUCGCAACAGAUUCUGAUCGUGCUUAUUAUGACUUCUCGCCAUGCCCCGGGUUCAGAAUUGUUGUUCUGGAUGCUUAUGACUUCAGUUGCCUCGGCUGGCCCAAUGAUCAUCCUGUGACUGCAGCUGCAAUGAAGCUCCUGGAUGAGAAGAACCCAAACACUGACAAGAACAGCCCUGAUGGUCUGGUCGGCGUCGACAGGCGGUUCGUGAAGUUCAAUGGCGCAGUUGGCAAGGAGCAGCUGUCCUGGCUCAAUGGUGUCCUCCAGGACGCAUCGACGCACCAUCAAAAUGUCAUCGUAUGCAGCCAUCUCCCAAUGGAUCCCGGGGCAUCUUCCCCGGCAGCUCUCAUGUGGAACUACGACGAGGUGAUGGCUAUUGUUCACCAGUACAACUGUGUCAAGGCCUGCUUUGCCGGGCAUGACCACAAGGGUGGCCACUCUGUGGACUCACACGGUGUGCACCACCGCACUCUGGAGGCUGCCUUGGAGUGUCCUCCUGGCACCAGCGCAUUUGGUCAUGUCGAAGUGUAUCCUGACAGGCUGCUGCUUGUAGGUUUUGACAGAAUGGCUGAUACUGAGAUCCCUUUUUGA